Messenger RNA from Cooperia oncophora, 582 nucleotides. Lineage: Eukaryota; Metazoa; Nematoda; Chromadorea; Rhabditida; Trichostrongylidae. The record is from the annotation of a GenBank genome assembly.
AUGGCGAAACCCCUGAGAGAUGCGUCCGUUAUGAUUGUGGCAGGUUCCAUAGAGUACGAAAGGGUACAAGGACGUUUGUCUACCCUCGAACCUAUUUUGAACCAGGAGGGAGAGUUCCUUUCAAAGCAGGUGGAACGAAUACUGUCGCGGCGUCCUUCAAUAUUACUGGUAGAAGGCGGUGUGUCAAGACUGGCAGCAGAUUUGUUACGUGAUGCUGGUGUACGACUUGUAGUGAAUGUGAGCCAGCGUGUGCUGCAACGAGUGGCACGCUCAACAGGAGCGGACAUACUUCCCAGCUCUGACGCCCAGCUUAUUCAACAAAAUAUUGGAUUCUGUCCAUAUUUUGUUCAACAAACAGUCACUUUCAAAGAUGGGCGCAAUAAACACCUUCUGGUCCUUAACGAAUGCCCUCCUGAUCGAGGGUGUAGCGUGCUGCUGAAAGGUGCUGAUUUACGGGAACUGAAGGCUGUUAAGGCAACGCAUAUUGCUAUUUCUGAUUUCAACCCUCUAUUCAUCUCGACUAGAAAUCGCAUUUUUAAACAUGUUCAAUAUACGGAUGGUGUAUCAGACGUCCAACUGUGA